GGGGUCUCCUGCUUGGAGAGAAAGCAAGGGCGCCGACGACGCUAGAGAGCGAUAAGAAGGCCUUUCGAGCUGCUGCUGCUGCUGCUGCUGCUGCUGCUGCUGCAUCUGGGAAGACGAUCGAGCUCCGAUCAUGGCACAAAGUUUUGAGGUUCCCAAUGGACAUUCGGUCGAAGAGCAUGACUUGGAGAGGACUUUGAACCCAUAUGUGACUGGGACCUCAGUGAUAGGGUUGAAAUAUAAGGAUGGAAUUAUCUUGGCUGCUGAUACAGGAGGCUCAUAUGGGUCUACUUUAAGGUACAAAAGUGUGGAGCGCAUUAAACCCAUUGGCAAGCAUUCCCUUCUUGGUGCAAGUGGAGAAAUCAGUGAUUUCCAGGAAAUCCUGAAAUACCUUGAUGAGCUAAUUAUAUACGAUAAUAUGUGGGAUGAUGGAAAUUCACUAGGACCAAAAGAGGUCCACAACUAUCUGAACCGGGUGAUGUAUAACCGGCGCAACAAAUUUGAUCCCCUGUGGAAUUCCCUUGUUCUCGGUGGAGUGAAAAAUGGGCAGAAGUAUCUUGGCGUGGUCAACAUGAUUGGUACACAUUUCGAGGAUGAUCAUGUUGCCACUGGUUUUGGAAAUCAUCUUGCAAGACCUAUUCUUCGUGCUGAGUGGCAUGCAGACUUGAGCUUUGAGGAAGCUGUGAAGCUUGUAGAGAAAUGUUUGCUUGUGCUUUUAUACCGUGAUAGAUCUGCAAUCAACAAAUUUCAGCUUGCUAAGAUCACUGAAGAAGGGACAACUAUUUAUCCGCGAUAUUCUUUGAAGACUUUCUGGGGGUUCUCAGCCUUCCAGAAUCCAACCAAGGGUGCUGUCGGAUCGUGGUAGUCCUACUCUGCUUUUCCGGGUGAUGCUUGAAAGUUUGCAAGAUAGCAAUUUGGAAACCCAGUGCAUCUGAGGAUUACUUGUAAGAACUUGGAAAAAUGACUAAUGCCUAGGCAUGGCUGAAAACAGGAUUUGCUGCUAUCUUAACAUGUUAUGAGGACUGGUUUUUUUUACUCAUUAGACAUCAAUCAUUUUAUGUUUCCAUCCA
Molecule: messenger RNA, 1067 nt
Organism: Dioscorea cayenensis subsp. rotundata (Guinea yam)
Lineage: Eukaryota; Viridiplantae; Streptophyta; Magnoliopsida; Dioscoreales; Dioscoreaceae
Product: proteasome subunit beta type-4
Exons: 7
Coding region: 131-862 (243 amino acids)
Cellular component (GO): proteasome core complex, beta-subunit complex; proteasome core complex; nucleus
Source: RefSeq, a predicted model, not a curated record